This is a messenger RNA of Beta vulgaris subsp. vulgaris (sugar beet), 762 nucleotides long. RefSeq lists its product as uncharacterized. The transcript has a single exon. Gene Ontology annotation, molecular function: zinc ion binding; nucleic acid binding. The coding region runs from base 1 to 762 and encodes 253 amino acids. The record is from RefSeq and is a predicted model, not a curated record. Lineage: Eukaryota; Viridiplantae; Streptophyta; Magnoliopsida; Caryophyllales; Amaranthaceae.
AUGGCGAAAAAUCUAUCAAUCCAAUGCUCAAAAUUACGGAUUUCUGACGAAGAGAAUGAAAUUGUGGACUUAGGAGAUGUUAUUUCACCGGAAGUUGAUGACCAAGUUUCUUUGAUGCUAGUAGGAUGCCUCGUCACAGAUCGACCCUUUAACCUCGAUGCUUUUAAGAAGACUAUGGUUAUGGCUUGGGCAGUGUCGAAGAAGGUGGUGAUUCAGGCGGUGGCUGCGAAUCUUUUUGUUAUCCAUUUCUUUCAUUGGCGUGACAAGGAGAAAGUGAUGGAAGGUCGACCAUGGUGCUUUGAUCAGCACUUAUUGGUUUUGAACGAGUUGUCGGGUGAUGAACAGCCAACAAAAAUUCCACUCAAUCUGUCUCCUUUUUGGGUACGUAUAUAUCAUUUGCCCUUUAACUGUCGUUCCGAUAAUGAUGUACGUGCCAUUACUGUUGCAUUGGGAUUGGUGUUAAGCAUCGAACCUGAUGCCCUAGGGCUUAAUAAAUAUCGUAGGGUUAAAGUGUUAUUGGAUGUUAAUAAACCCCUGCGACGUAUACAAAAAAUUAAAGGAAAAAAUGGUACUACUUUGACGAUUGAGUUUAAGUAUGAACGCUUGCCUUAUUUUUGUUUCAAGUGUGGGGUGAUGGGACAUGGAGAAAAGGACUGCCCUAGUGCCCUUGAUGAUCCGCAGGAUGGUAACUUUGGCUGGGGACUUUGGUUAAAGGCCUCUCCUCGAAAAGGGAGGUCUCGCUAUUUAGAGGAAGAGGCAUAA